AUGUGGCUAACUUGCGACAUUAUGUCUUGUACUUCCUCCAUACUAAACCUUUGUGCUAUAGCUCUAGAUAGAUAUUGGGCUAUCACAGACCCAAUUAACUACGCUAGCAAAAGAACAUUGGCUAGAGUGCUGUAUCAAAUUGCUGGAGUUUGGUUGCUAUCGUUGAUCAUAAGUUCUCCCCCACUUUUAGGAUGGAAUGAUUGGCCUGACGAAUUCACUUCUGAUACCCCAUGCCAGUUAACUUCCGAACAAGGUUACGUCGUGUAUUCAUCAUUGGGGUCGUUUUUCAUCCCUCUUAUUAUAAUGGCGAUAGUCUACAUAAAAAUAUACACUGCUGCCAAAGCACGGUUAAGAAAACGUAAUAAUUGGGCAGCUAGAAUUCAAAAACGGCCAGUGAUUGAUAACCAAGAUGAAAGCUUAGACAAUAAGGAAGAGUCUGAAAACGAUUCUGAUAGUGGGGAGAGUAUAAAGCGCCACAAGAAAGCGUUCUUGGAUAUGAAGAAAAACUUCUUUGUGCCUCUUUUGCUGCUAAACGACCCUUUGUCCCGUCAAAGGAUUGAAAGUGAUAUGGCUCUACAACCCGGAGUUACGCCCAGUAAUUAUACGACAAAAGUCGUUGGGUCAAUUAAGAAGUUAAGUCAGAAACGGAAGAAGCAGGGGAAGGGUUUGUUAGCAAGUGUAAAUAAUAGCGGUGAUGUAGUGCAUCAGUUCGUCGAGCAAAAACAAAAGAUUUCAUUGUCUAAAGAAAGGAGAGCAGCGCGAACGCUCGGGAUUAUUAUGGGCGUAUUUGUAGUUUGUUGGUUACCAUUUUUCCUAAUGUAUUUAAUGCUACCCUUUUGUCCGGUUUGUUGUCCUAGCAAUAGGCUAGUGAACUUUAUAACAUGGCUAGGUUAUUUAAAUUCUACAGUAAAUCCGUUGAUAUACACUAUUUUUAACAUUGAAUUUAGAAAAGCUUUUAAAAAAUUACUAUGUUUGAAUGUAUGA
This is a messenger RNA of Ostrinia nubilalis (European corn borer), 984 nucleotides long. RefSeq names its product tyramine/octopamine receptor-like. Gene Ontology annotation, cellular component: plasma membrane. NCBI's taxonomy places the organism in Eukaryota, Metazoa, Arthropoda, Insecta, Lepidoptera, Crambidae. The record is from RefSeq and is a predicted model, not a curated record. Gene Ontology annotation, biological process: adenylate cyclase-activating adrenergic receptor signaling pathway. The transcript has a single exon. Gene Ontology annotation, molecular function: octopamine receptor activity. The coding region runs from base 1 to 984 and encodes 327 amino acids.